UUCGUGGUUCUCUUCCUCUGUUCUUGUUUUCCGGCAAAGCCACGUUCAUUCUUCAGUUCAUUUCUUCCUUUCUCUUUUUCUCUUCUGCGUCAUUCUCUUCCAGCACCUUUUCCGGCGAAUUCGGUGCCCAGUCACCGUCAUUUCUGCUGAGCAAUCUCUCCUAACGGUGUCGUUCUGUCCUCCCUCAGUUUGGGUGGCUGAACCUAUCGAUGUCACUACUGCCAAUGUUGCUGUUAAGUGAAGUGCAUUCAUGGCAGCUCAACUGGCACGGACCCCAGAUGAUGUUGUGAGUCAGAGCUUGAUGGUUUAAAGUGCAUUCAUCACCUCCAAAUGUCUGGGAUUGAUGCCGCCCACCAAAUGAUCAAGUAUUAUGAGGCAUAUCCUGCAACACACCCUUCAUCAUGCAAAGAAGUAAGGUUUUGAAGCAAAUACUGAAGGUGUUUUGAGAGGAAUCAUAAUAGGGAAAUGGCAUGAAUUCCUAUUCAAGGACAGCAAAUUGGUGAAAGCUCUCUUACGUUAAAUCACAGGGCGUGAUAGACUGGCUUUCCAAAGAAACUUCAUUCUACCAGACUGAAUUCUAUUAUGAAGCUGGAAUAAGGGUUAGAGGUGAAAAUUUCGGUCUUUGAUCAGAACUAGGAAUUGGCUCUUGGUUCUACAAGAGUUACAAGAAUGGCAUUGGCAUCUGUUCCAAAACUAGUGCUUGGAUCCAUUGCCUUUGCAAUCUUUUGGAUGCUAGCAGUUUUUCCUGCUGUGCCAUUCCUUCCCAUUGGGAGAACUGCAGGGUCCUUGUUAGGUGCAAUGCUCAUGGUCAUAUUCCAAGUUCUCAGUCCAGAUCAAGCAUACGAAGCAAUCGAUCUUCCAAUUCUCGGUCUUCUUUUCGGCACAAUGGUAGUCAGUGUUUACCUAGAAAGAGCUGACAUGUUUAAAUACAUAGGAAAAUUGCUUUCAUGGAAAAGUAAAGGAGCAAAGGACUUACUUUUUAGAAUCUGUGUGAUUUCUGCUGUCUCAAGUGCUCUUUUCACCAAUGACACUGCCUGUGUUGUUCUGACUGAAUUCAUAUUGAAAAUUGCAAAGCAACACAACCUCCCACCACACCCUUUACUGCUUGCACUUGCUACAAGUGCUAAUAUUGGCUCUGCAGCAACUCCGAUCGGCAACCCUCAAAAUCUUGUCAUAGCUGUUCAAGGUAAAAUAUCAUUCGGACAGUUUCUGAUUGGUGUUCUUCCAGCUAUGCUUGUAGGGGUUGUAGUGAAUGCUGUGAUUCUUAUGGUGAUGUAUUGGAGGGUGUUGUCUAUUCAAAAGGAUGAAGAAAAUCCAAUAGCAAAUCAUGCAGCAGAGGAAGAGGUUAAUUCUCAUCAGUUUUCUCCAGCCACAAUGUCUCAUUAUAACUCACUCAACUCUGAACAAUGGAAUGCACACAUGGAAAAUAUCAAUCUUCCAAGUUCCCCUCAUGGUCAGAAUCUGAGAAUUCGAUCGGUAGUGGGUGAUGGUGAAAUCGACAGGGUUCUCAGUAACACGUUAGAUUCCACAAGAAACUCGAAUGCAUCAAAGGAGGAGACAAAUGGUAUGACUUAUGAGACACACGAGGAAACCAGUCCUUCAAAAACUGAUGCCAAAAUGGUUAAACCAGUUGUGGAAACUGUCUUGAACAGUUUAGAAGUAAAGGAGCGUUUGGGUGUAAGAUGGAAAUAUAUACUGUGGAAGUCUUGUGUUUACAUGAUCACAUUGGGAAUGUUGGUUGCCAUGCUUUUUGGUUUGAAUAUGUCAUGGACUGCUAUUUCAGCUGCUCUAGCUUUGGUUGUUCUUGAUUUCCAAGAUGCUAGACCAUCCUUAGAAAAGGUUUCUUAUUCGUUGUUGAUAUUCUUUUGUGGAAUGUUCAUAACAGUAGAUGGUUUCAAUAAAACUGGAAUUCCACGUGCUCUCUGGGAGGUCAUGGAACCGUAUUCUCGAGUAGAUCGUGCCAGUGGAGUAGCAAUGCUUGCUUUGGUUAUACUCAUCUUAUCAAAUGUGGCUUCAAAUGUACCAACUGUUCUAUUGCUUGGAGGACCAGUUGCAGCCUCAGCUGCUGCAAUUUCCGAAGAAAGUGAGAAGAAAGCAUGGCUGAUAUUGGCUUGGGCGAGCACAGUUGCAGGAAACUUAUCACUUCUGGGAUCAGCUGCAAACUUGAUAGUCUGUGAACAAGCUCGUCGUGCUCCUAACAUUGCUUACACUUUAACUUUCUGGAACCAUCUCAAAUUCGGUCUUCCUUCAACCCUUAUAAUCACUGCCAUUGGUUUGACACUCAUAAGAUGAUUAUAAUAUUAAUUUCAUCCAAAACAAAUAACUCCAUAUAUAAUAAGCUUAUUGCACUCUGCUUUAGGCUAUUUCCAAAAAUAUUUGUAACAAUAAUCAAUUUUCUAAUCUUCUCAUCAUUUAUGUUACCUACAAAUACAAUCACUGAUUCUUCUUUAUGUUUCAACUUUGAAACAAAGAGACUAAUCUAAGACAUGUUUCUUCA
Messenger RNA from Vigna angularis (adzuki bean), 2497 nucleotides. RefSeq names its product silicon efflux transporter LSI2. Gene Ontology annotation, cellular component: membrane. Lineage: Eukaryota; Viridiplantae; Streptophyta; Magnoliopsida; Fabales; Fabaceae. The transcript is spliced from 7 exons. The coding region runs from base 670 to 2292 and encodes 540 amino acids. The record is from RefSeq and is a predicted model, not a curated record. Gene Ontology annotation, biological process: transmembrane transport.